UAAAAGCAGCCAGUAGUUUCUUCUCACCGCUCAUUCUUCUUGAGCCUGACCAGAGGAGCUCUUCAUCGUCGUCAUUAUCAUGGCAACCCCAUUUACAAGCCCCAGCUUCACUUCCUCCUCCUCAACCCUGUGCCUUGGCAGCUCCCGAGUGGCCAGGAGCGUGUAUGGAGGAGCUGGAGGGUCUGGAGUGUGCAUCUCCACCACCAGUUCCGGCUUUAAAGGUGGCUUAAAUCUUGCCAGUGCCAUUGAUAUUCCAGCUAAUGAGAAGCAGGCUAUGCAGAACCUGAACGAGCGUCUGGCCUCCUAUCUGGAUAAGGUGCGUUCACUGGAGAAAGCCAAUGCUGACCUGGAGUACAAGAUCCAUCAGUUCCUCGAGAGCAAAGCCUCGCCCAAGGCCCGGAACUACUCUGUCUAUUUUGCCACCAUCAGAGAUCUUCAGGCCAAGAUUCAGAGUGCUAUGACUGUGAAUGGAGAACUGUACCUCAACAUCGAUAACGCCAAACUUGCUGCUGAUGACUUCAGACUAAAGUAUGAGAAUGAGCUGGCCAUGAGGCAGUCUGUGGAGGCUGACAUCUCCGGGCUGAGGAAGGUUCUGGAUGACUUUACGUUGGACAGAUCGAAUCUGGAGUUGCAGAUUGAGGGUCUGAAAGAGGAACUGAUCUAUCUGAACAAGAACCAUGAGGAGGAGCUCCAGUUGGCCCAAUCUCAGAUGAGUGGACAGGUGAACGUGGAGGUGGAUGCUGCACCACAGCAAGACCUGACAGCAAUCUUGGCUGGAAUCCGGGAGCAUUACGAAUCCGUGGCCACUAAGAACCACAAAGAAAUUGAGGCCUGGUUCCAGACCAAGAGUGAAGCAUUGAACAAAGAGGUGGCCAUCAGCACAGAAACACUCCAGACGUCCAGAUCUGAAAUCACAGAGGUCAAGCGCACACUUCAGAGUCUGGAAAUCGAACUUCAGUCACACAUUAGCAUGAAAGCGUCUCUGGAACACACUCUGACUGAGACACAAAGCCGCUAUGCACAAAUGCUCGCCGGCUAUCAGGUUCAGGUGAUGAGUCUGGAGGAGCAGGUGGGGCACAUUCGUGCUGAUCUCGCACGCCAAGCUCAGGAGUAUCAGAUGCUGCUGGACAUCAAGACCAGACUGGAGCUGGAGAUCGCAGAGUACAGGAGACUGCUGGAUGGAGAAACCACCACCAUCACCACAACCAGCUCGAGCCUCACCAAUCGAAAGGUGGUGAUCGUCACAGAGGAAGUGGUGGAUGGGGUAGUGGUCAGCUCCUCCAGUACUACUGAGAGCAAAACUAUCACCAGUUAAAGAUCCUGAAGCUCCAUACAGUGAGGAGAUGACUUCAAGCCCCAUGAUGUUUCCUCGAUGCUCAGAGAAAAUAUAAAGUCAAGUCAAAGCAGUUCACGUGUCUGGUGUUGAUUUUGGAUUCCAUCAAAUAAUCCAGAGCUAGCUCUAUAAUAAUUAGCUACAUGUCAAUACUUUUUAUAGAU
Molecule: messenger RNA, 1497 nt
Organism: Hemibagrus wyckioides
Lineage: Eukaryota; Metazoa; Chordata; Actinopteri; Siluriformes; Bagridae
Product: keratin, type I cytoskeletal 13-like
Exons: 7
Coding region: 80-1315 (411 amino acids)
Molecular function (GO): structural molecule activity
Source: RefSeq, a predicted model, not a curated record